This is a messenger RNA of Staurois parvus, 948 nucleotides long. The record is from the annotation of a GenBank genome assembly. NCBI's taxonomy places the organism in Eukaryota, Metazoa, Chordata, Amphibia, Anura, Ranidae.
AUGGCACCUCCAGAAGGGUUUAAGAAACCACCGUCUAUGCCUGAUGGCCUGCCAAUGGCUCUUGAAGUGAAGAUUAAAGAGCUGACACUGGCCGUGCGAGCAUCGGAGGGCGACAAGAAAACUAUAUUGUUUACCGGGAAAAUGAAUAAUGCACUUUUGGACAUUUACCUGUUGUCUCGGGACCUCAGCCCUGCUCUUCGCUCUGCGGUCUUUACCCACCUGUCAUCUGUCCUCCCUUGCAGCAAAGACACACUUGUGAAAUGGGCCAGCCGCCUCUACCUACACAAACAGGGCGGUCGGUUGCAAGAGCCGUUACGGAAGCUGAAGGAAGCUGUGUUGCGGGCAAUGCCAGAACAGAUCAACAAGUACAACAAAGAGUUUAAAAUAUACAAUGAAGCCAAAUAUGCCAAAAUGGCGUCAGAUGACAAGGAUCAGAAGGCCCAUUCAGAAGAGGAGGAGGAAAGAAGACAAGGGCAACAAGAAAACUGCUGGGCCUCGAAAGAAGUUCCAGUGGACGGAGGAGAUCAGGCAGCUCUUGAGCCAGCUUGUCCGUAUAAAGAUGGACAUGUUUGAACCAGAAGGCAGUGGUGGUAUGCUGAGCCUGGAAGAGUAUUUCAAGUCUUUUCUGGAUACUGAGGUGAAACCUAUCUGGCCUCGAGGCUGGAUGCAGGCCGGACUCUCUUCAAUGAAAGCAGACGUCUGUACCCGCAGCUCAGCUCUAUAAUGUCAAAAAACAAACCCACACCUCCCUCCAAAGUAAAAGUAAAGGAAUCUUCAAAUAAGGCAGAGAAGACUGUACCUCCUUCGUCUGUGGAAGUCCAGGGAGCAGCUGUCUCCUCAACACCUCCAGCAAAGAACAUUCCACCUCCUCCAUCUUCCUUCUCUACUGGUGGGUCUCCAGUCUCUACCUACAAUCAAGACAACUCCCUAGAUGGAGAUCUCAUCCGC